AUGGAGGCCGGCACGCCCGAGGAGGGCGGACUCCUUAGCCCACACUCCGCCACCGCUGCACGCGCCGCGACGGCGUCCUCGCCCUAUCUCCAGUCUCCGUCGUCGACAGCUUCCUUCGCCGACGUGAGCACGGCCUCCGCGUUCAUCCCCGAGACAGUAACGACCACCACCACCACUUCCGGCGCGCCAGUGAUGCUGCACAGCGGGAGCUACAUUCCGGCGACCAACGAGCCAGCAUUGCUGCUCGCGUCUUCGUCGUCGUUGGCGUCGGGCGCGCCCCUCAGCUACGGCCACACCGGCCCUGUGGCGUUCCUGCCCGCUUCCACCCCGGUGGCGAUGGCCAAGCCGGGUGGCAUCCCUCUCGCCGCCCUCGCUUCAUCGCAGUCGGCGGUGGAGCUGGAGCAUCAACCCGCCCUCAAGGAGAAGCGCUCGCUGGGCAAGAAACUCACGCGCCGCUUCCACAAGCUCACCCACCAUCAUCACCACGAAGACCCUCAGCAACAAUAA
Molecule: messenger RNA, 507 nt
Organism: Acanthamoeba castellanii str. Neff
Lineage: Eukaryota; Discosea; Longamoebia; Acanthamoebidae
Exons: 1
Coding region: 1-507 (168 amino acids)
Source: RefSeq, a predicted model, not a curated record